Molecule: messenger RNA, 630 nt
Organism: Exophiala dermatitidis NIH/UT8656
Lineage: Eukaryota; Fungi; Ascomycota; Eurotiomycetes; Chaetothyriales; Herpotrichiellaceae
Product: GINS complex subunit 3
Exons: 3
Coding region: 1-630 (209 amino acids)
Biological process (GO): mitotic DNA replication initiation
Cellular component (GO): GINS complex
Source: RefSeq, a predicted model, not a curated record
AUGUCCUAUUACGAUGUCGACGCCAUCUUGACCGACUCCCAGAAACUGCCGUGUACAUUCGAGCUGGAUGUGCCUGGUCUGGGAUACCUUGAAGGCAAUGUCGGGGGUACAGUCAAAGCAGGCACAAAAAUCGAUUUGCCAAUGUGGUUAGGGAUCAUGCUGGCCGUGUCGACUGGAAACACCCCCGAAUCGUCACAACUGGUGACACUGGACUUCCCGGCUCCCCUACAACAGCGGGUGAUCAAUGCCUUGAAAGCGGACCCGAAGACGGUCGAUUUGCGGGCCCAGGCACCGCAUUUCUAUGCUCUCGGAGCGCGCAUUAUGGAAUUAUUUGACGAUCGAACUGUGUUGGAUACGCUAUUGGAUGUGAGUGGUGACGAUUCAAUUCCUUGGAAGCGGGCUUUGGUGCGAUCCGUAUCACGGAACGAGACUGAUAUAAGACGCGGCCAGACUUUCAAGACUCGCGCGGCAGAGAUCGCGGAUCAAGCGCACAAUCCUCGCGGUGCGUUGGGUGACGGUGCUGAAUUCCUUCGGGGCCUGGAUGAAACAGAGCGGAGACUAUUCAAGGCGGCGCAUGAAGGGCCGAAAGCCGUCAAGGCGUGGUUGCAGGAUCUGAAGAAAACGACGUGA